Molecule: messenger RNA, 1287 nt
Organism: Didymodactylos carnosus
Lineage: Eukaryota; Metazoa; Rotifera; Eurotatoria; Philodinida; Philodinidae
Source: the annotation of a GenBank genome assembly
AUGGAUAUCUCUUACCCUGUCUCACAGCAUCAAUCAUUUAAAUUAAAAAAUUUAAAUCCAACAAGUGAUAUCUAUUAUAAGACCUACGGUAAAUUGAUCGAGCACAUGAAACUGAAUUUAAUAACAAAAGAAGAAACGUCGACUGGCAUUGAAAUACACCAGGACCAAAUAACAAAACGAAUCGUCAAACGGAAACAGGAGUACGAAGAUGACACAAAAAACAGCCGAAAAUUGCCAGCAACUGGAAUUCCAGCGCUUCGUAUAUUCCGAGAGUUACCCACUAUGAAUCAAACUCGAAAACGAACUUAUUCUCACUGGCGAUUGAAGUUGCCCACUCGAUCGCAAAUGAUCGAGAGCGGCUUUUUCAGUUGCAACGUUGGAGAUCGAGUUAUUUGCAUUUAUUGUAAUGUGAUCUGCCAGCAAUGGAUAGCCACCGAUGAUCCAAGUGAGAUACAUAAGUUGCUCUCUCCCGAUUGCAGCUUUGUCAAGUCAAAUCUGGUCUCGCCAAUUUCAUCGACACGUGCCGUUCUUAAUGAGACAUCUAAUGUGGCUGCAAACGUAGAGAUUGUUCUCACUCAGGCGUGUAAUCAGCAGUUUGUUGGAAUACCACAACGACAGGCAUCGUACGCAACGUGGCCACAAGAUAUUCCAUUACCAUCUGUCGAUGAUAUUGUUCGAGCUGGAUUCUUUUAUUCGGGCAAGAAAACGAUUGUUACUUGUUUCUAUUGCAAUGGAUCGCUUCAGAACUGGGCAGAAAAAGAUAAUCCAAUGAUUGAACAUGCUCGAUGGUUUCCACAGUGUCCCUAUGCAAGACAGUUGUGUGGAAAUGAUUUGUAUCAGAAAAUUCAGCAAUCAGAACGAAUUGCUCAACAAGCAAAUUCUAAGCAACAAAAAAUACCGACCAAAGUCACAUUCUUCCUACCAAAUGUAGACGCAACUGUCCCAAACAAUUCCUCGUCGGAUCUGUUAUCGAUACCAGAUGAGAGCACAUUAUCAAGAUUAUCCAUAAUUAAACGGUGUUACGAAGAUCAAUUGAGAUUAAAACUUGAGGAUUUUGUGAGCGAUAGCGAUCUGUAUAUGGCAUGCUUGAUUCUCCAAAAACAAAUUGAAGUUAUCGAUGGUAAAAAAGAAAAUAUUAUCAUUCCAUCAAAGCACUUACAAGAAGUAACGGAGAACAAUAAACGCGAUCAAACACAUUUAACGAUGGAACAAGAUGAGAGUGAAGAAAUGGUCACAUCGACAGUGGCUGACAAUGGUUCCAAAAAUGGUAGGCAGAAAUAUUUUUAA